This is a messenger RNA of Pelmatolapia mariae (spotted tilapia), 2877 nucleotides long. It is a transcript of the gene dhrs13b.2, whose product is annotated as dehydrogenase/reductase (SDR family) member 13b.2. The record is from RefSeq and is a predicted model, not a curated record. Lineage: Eukaryota; Metazoa; Chordata; Actinopteri; Cichliformes; Cichlidae. The transcript has 8 exons. Bases 63 to 1364 code for a protein of 433 amino acids.
GAGAAACUUCGAGUGGCAACCAAGCUAAAGGGGAUUUUCUGCGGGGUCACCAAUGAAGAAUCAUGGGUUUAAUCUUAAAGAUACUUAUUUACUUGUAUCUAAGUGCAGGUGUGUGGAGUAUCCAGAACCAGUGGCUGCCCUGUCAAUUCACUGACGAACAUGUGUUUACUAAUAAUGAGGGGCACACUGAGACUCGACUCAUCCACAGAGAGGCUAUGCUGCAAUUUGGUCAGAAAGGAGAUGCUCCUGUUAACCCAAACGCCAUCACUUUCUUAAUCACUGGAUCAAAGUUGGACCUGAGGCGGUAUCUGGAGGGGGUGGAGGAAGAGCAGCUGGAGUGUGAGCUACGCAGAUACAGCACAGAGGGCAUUUAUGUCCGCUGGCCUGUCAUGGGCGCCCAAGAGUACAACCGCUGGUUCCUCUGUACCCUCAGACACAGCAGGGGCCUCUUUACAGUCACUGGUUUCCUCAGGCACCCCUCUGACCAGCCUCCCCCAGGAGAGCAGGACUACCGCAAAUGGCCCCCCAUCCCUGACAGAGAGGUUCUCACCACCACAGUCGCCAUGGCCAUCAAAACAAAGACUCCUUCAGUGAAAGCAGGCCUGAUGUCCCAGCAAAAGCUCCACUGCCAGUUUGACGUUGACCACAAGGGCGCCAACAUCACUGUGGAGUGGCACUGGCAGCACCGGGGAGAGAGGAAUAAACUCUUCAGCUACACCAGCCGCACCGGGCACACCCAGGGGAGCGGCGUUGGGCUGAAGGCUCUGGCGAAUGGCGAUGCCACCUACACCCUCCCCCUGUCUAAGAUGAGCAGUGAAGGGACCUACAUUUGUUCAGUGUCAGUGAAUCCACUGUUUGGCAGUGUGGACAUAAAUCUGCACAUCGAAGAGCCUCCUCGUGUCUCCCUCAAUGUGGGACCCACCUUCUCACUGCUGGAGGGCCAGGAGCAGAAAGUUGUGUGUGAGGCAAACAGCUAUUACCCCCUGGAUGUGGAGAUAGUUUGGUACGAGCAGGACCCGGCAGCGUCAGGCCAGAGGGUCGGUGCUCCUCUGCCCAAGGUGCUGGAUAACAUCCUGCUGUCCAGCCACAAACAUAACCAGGACAGGACCUACUCGCUGUCAGCUUUCUUCUACCUCAAGGCUUCGCUCAGGCAGUCUGGCAAACAGUUUACUUGCAGUGUCUCUCAUCACUCCCUGAAAGUGCCCAUCAAAAAGAGCUUCAUUCUGAAUGUGGAAGAGCCAGGGAGCUGGAUGUUUAACAUUGCUCUUGGUUUGAUUGUGAUCGUACUGUUGGUCAUCCUGUUUGUAAUGCUGCGCUACCUGCACUCAGCAAGGAAAAGGGCAGUGGAGAAGAAGCCAUACUGAGCAGCGCUGAUGGCCUGAGCAGAGCAUCACACCCAUCAGUGAGAACAGCCCCACCCCCAAUCUUUUUUUUUAUUUUAGAAAUGCUGAAAUGCUUGACUUUAGUUUUUAGGUGUAUUUGGGUUUCUGUGAAACUGAUUGUUUUUGUGUUGCACUGAUUUAAGUUUAAUUUCAUGGACUCUGAAAGUCUGAUUGUUUUGAAGUAAAAUAUGGUUUCUUUGGCCAAGAGUAAACCAUGUCCAUACAACCUAAGUCUGCCCUAAUAGACAUGCCUGCUGUGCAUUUCCUCCUAUUUGUUAUUAACUGGGUUUGCUUGGCUAUCAGUGUGUUCUUGUGUUUAUUAGAAUCCUGAGAGAGUCCUAUUCAUUUUCCUGUUUUCUUCUUACUAUAAUAUUAAUCUAAAUGCCUUUUCUUUUACCCCAGGAACAACAAAUUAGCAGGACAGCACUGCUGCUAGGCAAUGGCUAUAUUCACAUGUUUAUUCAUGUGAAUCAUCAUCCACUAAGAGACACCUUAAGCCUAUUAUUAUCAGGCUUAAGGUUGGUUGGCGCAACCCACAGACUGUAUGUAAAAGAUGGAUGUAGCCACAGUGAUCUCACCCAGUAGUUUCUGGAUUCCCCACUUUGAAGGUUAAGCCUUGGAAUUUUGGACGAUACCAGGCUGUCUUUUAGGAGCAGUAAGAGACAAUAUUUGAUGAAGGGGGUGGAAUGUAAAUAUUAGCUAGCUAACUUGGUUAGCAAGCAACAUUCAUUAAAUUAAGUAUCUGCUAAAUGGGGGCUUCACUUCUGGCGAGUGAAAUUCCAGUAUUUUUACGAACUUUUUGAACAUGCCAAACUACACAGCAGGUUAUAUUAUUGUCGGACAAUUACAUUACAAAUAUAACAUCCCUAACUUAAAACUUACUUGUGUCCAAAUAGAUGAGUUAUAGAAAAAUAUCACAUAUUACAUGACAUUAAGAGAAGGAAAGGUCGAAACUAUCCAUUGAGGAGACUUUCCUAUACCAGUCUGUAAACAUGCUUUUUAACAUGGAAAUCUAUGGGGAUUGAUUUGCUUUUUUUAGGGAACCUUAAUUGGCCAAUAGUGGAACUACAGCUUUUUUCUUUUUUUUUUUUUUUACUCUUGAAGGACUGUUGCUUGGUCUGAACUGCUUUUUAGAGACUGGUCUUAACGAAACCCAUUUUAUUAAUUGGGAUCAGGGGUGGUAAAGAACAGCUGGAGCAACCACUCAAUGUUCAUAAUGCAGCAAUCAUAUUUUAAAAGGUGCAUUGUGGUGUUUUAGACCACUUAAAGUGCUGCAGAGAACACGUUCAUGAUCUUCAGGUGUUUUUUUGUUUUUUUUUUCCAAACAAACAAUCAAAUCCAUGCUCCGAUAAAGAAAUGAAAAUGUUUUGUUAGAUUUUGUGGAAUUACAGAAUAGCUUUGAUUAAAAACACUGAAGAUAACUGGAGUGUUUGUUAUUUACAAGAAAAGUAUACCAGGCACUUGGAAUCAAAUACUGUGUAUCUGUAGCGAUUCU